AAACAAAUGCUCUAUCUCCUGGAAUCUCCGCUGGUUUGACAAUCUUGAUCCUGUCAUUAGAGCGUCCAUUUGCCGACUCACUGGAUCAUUCCUCAACCCAUCCAUUGAAAAGAAUCGCGAGGGAAAAUGCGGGAUGCUGAGGUAUUCCGGACGCUCUAGUUUGAUGCUCGGGAAGUGAUGUUGGCCAAAACAAAGAACCCAAGCUCAAAUCAAGCCAUACUUCUUUAGAACCAUUCAAUUGAAUCAUAUCUUUGACAAUGUCGAACGAGAGUACUACCCGAGAUGAUGAGCCAAUAGACUUGAUGACAGUACCGGUGGGAUCUGCAGUUGCGGAUGAUCAGGAUGGUGUGGAGGAUGCCGUCCCUCCGACGGAUCAUAAUCAAGAUCCCAAUGAUAGGAAAUUGACCCGACAAUACAAGUCGACCAUGGAGGCGUGGGAACACCUUCGAGCAGCUGAAAAGAUGGACGACUCAAUGAUGCCCGUCUGUCCCCAACACGCGCGUCAUUCCAUUUACAGUUUCAAGGCAACAGGACAUACGUGUCAUGACUGCGCCGAGAGAGAUCGAGACCACAUGAGGACGUAUCGAAAGUUGGCUCAAGAAUACCCCAACAUUUACUCGUGGUACUACCUGGAUCCCAAAGACGUUCAAUAUCGAUGGCAUAAGGACAUUGUGCUGCUCUGUUUGGGCAUAUCCGUCCAGGUCAUGGUUCCAGUGGCAAUUGCCAUUCAACUGAGACAAGACUUGGAAGAAGCUCAGUAUGGCUUGUGUCGACACACCGACGAGUCCAAGGGUUUUGGCAAAUUCUUGGCCAUGAUUCUCAGUGUCUACUUUGGAGUGGUCAGCAUGAUUAAUUUUCUGGGCAAAGUUCGAGGAAAUGCCUUUUUACUAUAUUUUUGUACACCCAUUGGCGAGCAACGACGACACAUUCUGAUUGCCGGCUUUUGCGCUCAAUUCCUGGGAGCCGUGGCUGCCAAUAUUGCGCAGUAUUUGCUCUUUGUGAUUCGUGGACAAGAUGAUUACCUGUUGCUGCUGUUUACCGCCUUAACCAUGCAAGCUACGUUGAAUGCCGACAGUUCCAAUUUGAUAUCGCCGUUGACUGGUGAAAAGGUGGCCAUGAUCAUUGAUAUGGUGUUUUCGGAUGACAAUCUGUCGCUGGGGCAGAAAGGCGAGCCACUUGGCGAGGACUUGUCCACAAUGCUACACAUGUUUCGAAUAGUUUACAACGGCUUGGCGCUUUUGAUGGGUGCCUUUAGCCUGUUUCUGACGGUUGCGGUGACCUACUGCAUCUAAGACAGGCCCCAACAACAUUGUUUGGAAAGACUCUUUCUUUGGUGCAGAGCUUUGAACUGUACUUCGAAAAAGAAAAAGUGCAACAACGUGUACGGUACCGGUACUAUAGUAGUUGG
Seminavis robusta is the source of this 1408-nucleotide messenger RNA. Lineage: Eukaryota; Bacillariophyta; Bacillariophyceae; Naviculales; Naviculaceae. The record is from the annotation of a GenBank genome assembly.